Tachysurus fulvidraco (yellow catfish) is the source of this 3558-nucleotide messenger RNA. It is a transcript of the gene rab3gap1, whose product is annotated as RAB3 GTPase activating protein subunit 1. Gene Ontology annotation, molecular function: GTPase activator activity. NCBI's taxonomy places the organism in Eukaryota, Metazoa, Chordata, Actinopteri, Siluriformes, Bagridae. The coding region runs from base 76 to 2997 and encodes 973 amino acids. Gene Ontology annotation, biological process: positive regulation of GTPase activity. The transcript is spliced from 25 exons. The record is from RefSeq and is a predicted model, not a curated record.
UGUCUCUGUCUCCCUCCCUGACUACAUUUCCCAUAAUGCACCUUUAGAAACGCCUAGACAACAUAAACAGAGCUCAUGAUGGCGGCUGACAAUGAUCCCGAGUCUGAGGUGUUUGAGAUCACCGAUUUCACCACUGCGUCCGAGUGGGAAAGGUUUGUCUCAAGAGUCGAAGAAGUGCUGAACGACUGGAAACUGAUCGGCAGUAACGUCGGCAAGCCUCCCGAAAAGGGAGAAUACACCACCGGCACAUGGGAGGAAAAGUCACGUGAGAUCAACUUUGCCGAUUUCAAGUUCGCCAUCACGCACCAUUACCUGAAACAGGAACGUCCAGAGAGCGAGGGGAAGGAGGACGACGAGGAAGAUGCUUUUCCUCUGGCCAUGCAGGACCUGCUGUGCAUGAACAACGACUUUCCUCCGAGGGCACACUGCAUCGUCAGAUGGUACGGAGUGCGGGAAUUUGUGGUCAUCUCUCCUGGAGCGAACUGUGAAGCCGUAAUCAGCGAAUCCAAGUGCAACCUGCUGCUCAGUUCGGUCUCUAUCGCUUUGGGAAACACCGGCUGCCAGGUGCCGCUGUUCGUGCAGAUCCAGCAGAAGUGGAGGAAGAUGUACGCGGGCGAGUGCCAGGGCCCCGGGGUUCGAACCGACUUCGAGAUGGUGCAUCUGCGCAAAGUUCCCAGCCAAUACAACCACCUCUCAGGCCUGCUGGAUAUCUUCAAAGCCAAAAUAGGCUGCCCGCUGACGCCGCUUCCACCCGUCAACAUCGCCAUCCGCUUCACCUACAUCCUGCAGGACUGGCAGCAGUACUCCUGGCCCCAGCAGCCUCCUGACUUUGACGCCCUGCUCGCCGGAGAAGUCGGAGGCGUCGAGUUCGGCAAACUUCCGUUCGGCGCCUGCGAGGAUCCAAUAAGUGAGCUGCACCUCGCGACGACAUGGCCGCAACUGACCGAAGGCAUCGUCGUGGACAACGACGUAUAUUCUGAUUUAGACCCACUUCAGGCUCCUCAGUGGUCCGUGAGAGUGCGGAAAGCGGACAACCCUCAGUGUUUGCUUGGUGACUUCCUUAUGGAGUUCUUCAAGUUGUGCGGCCGGAAGGAGUCCACGGAUGAGAUACUGGGAAGGAGUUUGGCCGAGGAGGAAGGCAAAGAAAACAACGACAUCACUCAAGCGCUGUCGAAGCUGACGGAGCCCACGGCGGUGCCGAUCCCCAAGCUGUCCGUCUCGAACAUGGUGCACAGCGCACGCAAACGUAUCAGCCGACACCGCCGCACCGAUCAGUCGCCGCUUAAUAACGACGUUCUCAACUCUAUCCUACUGUAUCUCUUCCCAGAUUCUGCGCUGGACAAAUCGGACUCGAACGAAGCCAGAGCAGCGCCAUCGAACCCGGAAAGAGGAAAGAGCGAUCAAGAUAAAGAAACGGAGGACUACAACCUGUUCAGCACACUGAAGUCGGCUCCGUGGGACAGUCUGACCUACAGACUGGCUCUCUGCGUGUGUUUGGUGAAUUUCUACCACGGCGGUGUGAAAGCUGUGGCCCACCUGUGGCAGGAGUUUGUCCUGGAGAUGCGCAAUUGCUGGGAGAACAAUUACCUCAUCUACGGGUUGCCUGCUGGCCCUCCUGAUCUGCGAUGCUGCCUCCUUCACCAAAAACUCCAGAUGCUUAACUGCUGCAUCGAGCACAAGAAAGCGAGGGACGGCGCCCGGAAAGAUACGGCCGGUGAAAACGGACUCGCGUUGCCUCAGGCGUCACCGGGGAAGUCCAGGGACUCGUGGAGUGACAGCGAGGACGAGUUCUUUGAGUGUCUGAGCGACACCGAGGACGUUAAGGACACGCCGGCGGAUGGCGUUAAAGGAACAGGAGCCAAAAUAAAGCCUGAGGGGCGACUGCAGCCUCAUGGCAAGCUGACCCUGUUAAACUCCAAGGAGCCGCUGUACAUACCUGUCACGCAGGAACCGGCGCCCAUGACCGAGGACGUACUCGAGGAACAGUCGGAGGUGCUGGCCAAGCUGGGUACUUCGGCUGAGGGCGCCCAUCUCCGUGCCCGCAUGCAGAGCGCCUGCCUGCUCUCAGAUAUGGAGUCCUUCAAGGCAGCCAAUCCUGGCUGUUCCCUGGAGGAUUUUGUGCGCUGGUACUCGCCAAGAGACUACGUGGAGGAGGAAGUGUGCGAUGAAGCGGGUGGGACGGUGCUUCAGGGGUCGCUGAGCGCCAGGAUGAAGAUCCCAGGCAACAUGUGGGUGGAGGCAUGGGAGAGCGCCAAGGUCACGCCAGCACGGCGGCAGAGACGGUUGUUCGACGACACCAAAGAGGCCGAGAGGGUGCUGCACUAUCUGGCAGUGCAGAAACCUUCUGACCUCACACGACACCUGUUGCCCUGCAUCGUCCAUGCUGCUAUACUCAAAGUGAAGGAGGAAGAGAUGGUUGAGGACAUUACUACGGUGCGUAAAAUCAUUCCACAGGUCGUUUCUCAUGCCAGUAAGCUGCUUCGUCAUCCCAGUCCGGAUCUCAAGAAACUGGAGGAUACUAUUAACCAGAUCACGAUGCUGGAGGCCACCGUUGCUCGAGCUCGCUCUCUCAGAGCUAAGUUUGGCUUGGGGAAAGGAGAGAGAGGAGACGACAGCGAGGAUCUGGAGCUGUUUGUCAGCUCUCUGUUGGACGAGCCCGAGGUGGCCGUGAAUGGCGCGGGUCGAGGCCCGGCAGGCAGCAUCAUCCAUAAACUGUUUGUCAGCGCUCAACGGCUGGCUGAUUCCAGUGAUGAGGCCGCCCUGUUGGCGCCGUUAGACGAGGAAGCGGGGCGAGCGGGCGGACCUGACGAGCGCAAGCCAGCAGGAGGCGGAGUUCCGGAUUUCCCACCUCCGGCUGGACGGGAGAUCCUACUGCGUACGUGCGUGCCGCGGCCGGCGCCGUACUCCAAAGCCCUGCCCCAGCGUCUCUUCUGCGUCCUCAUGAGGGAAGACUUCCGGCUUGCCGGAGCCUUCUCGUCCGACACGUCGUUCUUCUGAGCCGAGCAGAGCAGAACCGCACGAGGAACCGAGGAGAAAGUUUAGAAGGCAGAGGAUAUUUUUAUUUAAGGGGGGGGGUGUCGGGAGAACCAGGGGUUACGAGACAUUUCUGAGAUCGACGACGGACAAAGUCGCCUCGAAGAACUGACGGCGAAGCAAGUUGUGAAGAAGUUCACACCAUGCAGCUUGUUUCUCGAUCGGUUCCUUCGGGUAACUUCACCCUCGGAUCUCACAGAUGUUAGAAACCCGUUCAGUCGGGUCAGAAAACACAGAAGGUUCAGAAGCUCCGUGUCCCGUUCAGUCCCUUUUUUUUUUUUUUAAUGUCCCAGAAAUGUUCCGAUGAUGGGGGGGGGGUGUAUUUUUCUGUUAAAAAAAAUCUCUAUACCUUCUUCUCCAUGGGCAUGUCAUGUUUAAUCUGAAGUCAGAAGGUUAUAAGGCAUUAUAGAGAGGUUUGAUUAACUACUACAUAAAGUAAAUGGAUAUUUAUGUCUCUCAGUGUUCACAGAAACAACCUGGAUGUUAUGGAGUAACUAAAGGAUUAAACAUCUGGCCUCAGCACAA